Messenger RNA from Belonocnema kinseyi, 862 nucleotides. RefSeq names its product UPF0193 protein EVG1 homolog. The record is from RefSeq and is a predicted model, not a curated record. Lineage: Eukaryota; Metazoa; Arthropoda; Insecta; Hymenoptera; Cynipidae. Bases 125 to 799 code for a protein of 224 amino acids. The transcript has 5 exons.
CAUAUUUGAGUGAACUCUUAUUUCAUAUAAAAACUGUAAUUAAUUUAAUUCAAUACCUACACCAUUUAUUUAUUUACUGAUAAAUCACUUUAUAGUAUUUUUUACAUAAAAAAUUAAACUAAUCAUGGAACGAAAAACGCAGAGGGUUGGAAUCGGUUUGGGUGCGUUUCACAACCCUCCAAGGGCAAAAUAUAGCGAAGAGACGAGAAACUUGAUAAAAGAAUUAAUGGAAGAGUCGAAGCUUAGUAUGAUGCAGAGAAAAUCAAUUCAAAACGUUGUGGAUCGUGGGGAGCCCUUGCCCCUUCAUAAGCCUAGUGUAAAUAAGAAAAAAGCGAACGAACCUGAAGUCAUGUAUCCCAGUAUUUGGAAAAAACGUUCACAAGAUAUGAUGAUUGCCAGUGGUGCUUAUGAAAGGGAGCAAUAUAGAAGAACCUGUCCUUUAGUUGAUAUGGAGAAACAAAAACGUCAUCUAGCAUAUAUGAUGGCUUUUGGAAAAGAUAUGCCACCCACUCCAACAGGACCUAAAAUUCUUCACCAGGGUAGAAAUCGACCCCGUACACCAGAUGAGAAAGAAGUUUUUCAGGAACUGGUGGAAGGUAUUCGGGAAAGAAUUGAAUUUUUGAACGACAUGGAAGCCUUGGGACGAGGAAAGAAAUAUCGUCCAAUAAUACAACAAGAGAUUGCCCAGAAACUUCGUUUAAUCGAGAAUCGACCUACAGGUCUUGAAAAGGAGUUGGCAAAAUUAAAAAAUGAAAGACCAACACCUAAACCUUAUCCUUUGGGAGAUCUAGCUAUAUGAUAAUGAUACGUAUAUUUAUUUAUUUGUUUUAUAAUCGUUCUCUUCUUGUGUUAGAUUUACUAC